Messenger RNA from Ilex paraguariensis (yerba mate), 1323 nucleotides. The record is from the annotation of a GenBank genome assembly. Lineage: Eukaryota; Viridiplantae; Streptophyta; Magnoliopsida; Aquifoliales; Aquifoliaceae.
CUGAUUCUCAGUCAUCAAUAUGCGGUAUGACUGAGGUCACAAGGAUCUGUGUACUUUCAUGUGUUUAAGUGUGUCCUCUAUCUGUAUCAGCCUGAUUAUGUGUAGAUCUGAUGCAUGUGUAAUCUUGCUGAUAAUCUAUCCUCUGUGGAAAAUAACUCGGAUCUCACAUGUUCUUUUGUAGAUUGUACAAAUUAAAUUUUAUGGCAGGUUCUUUCACCAUGCAAUUGUGUGCUGAUAAACAUUACUCCAGAGGAGUUUCUAUCAAUUUUUCUGAGGUUUUUACCACGGGAUGCUUUUGUAUUUGGUCAGUUGGCAGUCCAACUUCAGCUACAAAACUAAAAGGCAGAGAUAAUGAAGCAAUGGGAGCUACUAGUGGUUCUUCAGGUGAGCAGUCAGAUGAUGAUAUAGAGACAGAAGCUGGUCCAUGCGAACAGAGCACUGCUGCUAUUGAUGUAAAACGAAUCAAAAGGAUGGUUUCAAACCGGGAGUCUGCCAGGCGUUCAAGGAGAAGAAAGCAAGCACACUUAGCUGACCUUGAGCAACAGGUUGACCAGCUGCGAGGAGAAAACUCAUCUUUGUUCAAGCAACUUACAGAUGCUACUCAGCAAUGCAAAGAUGCCAACAUGAAUAAUCGAGUGCUUAAAUCAGAUGUGGAAGCUUUGAGAGCCAAGGUGAAGCUGGCCGAAGAUAUGGUUGCUCGUGGCUCGUUGACCCCCAGUUUGACUCAUCUUCUCCAGAAUCAUUUAAACACUCAACAAUCCUUUAGAAACCAAAGCACAAGUCGGGUGGGUAAUGUUUCUCCGACAAUCACAAUAGGUGAUAAUACCUCAUAUCCUGUAAUACCACUUACGGAGCAAAAUUCAACCAUUGGACUUGAAAAUGUCGACUCCUUUAAUGGAAAUUUCAAGAUUGGAAUUGUAGGUGAUGCCGGAAGCUGUGCGUCAGAGAUAUGGCCUUGGGAAUCUCAUGCUCCUACAAUGUCAAAGUAGACCAGUAUUCUCUCUCUCUCUCUAACGUUUCUCAAACACUGUAGCUGCAUAAGACCCUACUUUGUUUUUAUGUUGUACUAUAUAGUGGUUAGUGCAUUACAAAGACUUGAUAGCUUUGGUGUCGGACCUUUGCGUAUUCCAGGUGUAAAAUCAGUUAUAAAUGUGGACAUAACAAGUAGGUCUCCUAUUGUAAAUACAUUCAAUGGAUGUUGUGUUAUAGUAUAACACGACGGUAGUGCUCAUCAUUGUACAAUACAGUUAUGUGAAGUGUGAUGUUUGUACGAUGUCAGUAGAUGACAGAUGAAGUUUUGGUAUGGCUUGGAUCAGAAUGGAA